AUGAUCAGGUACCCUGAUGGACGACUCUCAAACCAGGCCGAUGCGACCUAUUGCCACUUUGACAGUACGUGUGUUUCGCCCGCGGAUCAUAGAAUGUGCAAGACAGCUGGACAGUGGGCGUUGACAUACGACGAUGGCCCCUCCCCCGAAGCCCGUCCCCUCCUCGCCGCGCUCGCUAAGGCCAACGUCAAAGCCACUAUCUUUGUCGCCGGCUCCGCCUCCUACUACAACCCCGCCGACCUCAAAGCCAUGUUCGACCAAGGCCACGAGAUCGCCAUCCACACGUGGACCCACGCCGCCCUCACCACGGGCACCGUCAAGCAAAUCAUCGCCGAGGUCCUCUACUCCGAAGCCCUGGUCGUGAAAGUCACCGGCGUCAAACCCCGCUUCUUCCGCCCGCCUUACGGUGACAUUGACAACCGCGUCCGUGCCAUUGUGAAUGCGCUCGGGUAUGAGGUCAUCAUGUGGGACAAACCACACAACACCCAGGAUACGGUCGUUCCCACCGCCGAGGUGCUGCGUAUGGUCAACACGUGGUUCACCCAGCCCACAGCGCCCGGGUUCAUCUCCCUGGAGCAUAACCUGAACGCGGCCGCCAUCAACUCCUCCAUCGCGGUCCUGGAUGCCGUCAUCGCUGCCAAGGCCGCCAACGCCAUGCCGUUGACCAUCGUGCCGGUCGGUGCGUGUAUUGGCCAAUCGGCGUACGUGGGGGGUGCCGUCGCCCCGGGUGGUGCGGCGAAUGGAACGGCGGCGGCUGGGCCGGCGGGGACGGUGCCGACGGUGGUGGGUGCGCCUACGAACACGGCUGCGGGGGCAACGGCUUCGCAGACUGCGGCGGCGAACUCUAACACGCAGGCUGUGGGAGCGGUUGCCAUCGUCGCCGCGGCUUUGUCUGCGCUUUUCUUGUAG
This is a messenger RNA of Fimicolochytrium jonesii, 909 nucleotides long. RefSeq lists its product as uncharacterized. Gene Ontology annotation, cellular component: membrane. The record is from RefSeq and is a predicted model, not a curated record. Lineage: Eukaryota; Fungi; Chytridiomycota; Chytridiomycetes; Spizellomycetales; Powellomycetaceae. Gene Ontology annotation, molecular function: chitin deacetylase activity. Gene Ontology annotation, biological process: carbohydrate metabolic process. The transcript is spliced from 2 exons. Bases 1 to 909 code for a protein of 302 amino acids.